Molecule: messenger RNA, 1261 nt
Organism: Phyllostomus discolor (pale spear-nosed bat)
Lineage: Eukaryota; Metazoa; Chordata; Mammalia; Chiroptera; Phyllostomidae
Gene: NOTO
Product: notochord homeobox
Exons: 3
Coding region: 1-744 (247 amino acids)
Biological process (GO): neuron differentiation; central nervous system development
Molecular function (GO): DNA binding
Source: RefSeq, a predicted model, not a curated record
AUGCCCGGUCCCGAGAAAGAUCGGAUCCAGCCUCCUCGCUCAGGCUGCUCUCCCGUCCCCGGGUCCCCCGCGCUUCAUGGCAGGUCCCACACCCCUGGAUACCUUGAGUCCUCCUUUUCCAUCGAGGCCAUCCUGGCGAGACCCAAGCCCCGCGCGCCCGCUGCCUCCCCUCUCUCCAUCUCCGCCUGCACCGCCUCGGGCAUCUGGACGGCUCCCUCCAGGUCUCUGGCCCCGGUUCUGCCAUGGGCGUGCACCGCAACAUUGCUGCCCGCCUACCUGAGCGUGGGGCUCUACCAGCCGCUCCCCCAGCCCCUGGCGCCGGGGCUGCGCAUGGCUCACCUCUGCAGCCUCCAGGGCCUCGGCGUCACAGGUUUGGAGUUGGGUCACUGCCCAGGCCACUGGAGUCCCCCAGGCGGGGCCCCAGCCAAGGACCUUCAGGACACUGAGAGACCCCAAAAGAGGGUUCGAACUAUGUUUAACUUGGAGCAGCUGGAAGAGUUGGAGAGAGUGUUUGCCAAACAGCACAAUCUAGUAGGGAAGAACAGAGCCCAGCUGGCAGCCCGGCUCAACCUCACAGAGAACCAGGUGAGGGUCUGGUUCCAAAACCGCCGGGUCAAGUAUCAGAAGCAGCAAAGGCUAAAACCACCAGCCAUGUCUGCCUUAGCUGCCUCCCCAGACGAGCCCUCCAGCAGCUCUGACACCAUCACUCAGAGAGAAGACGCCGAGUCAGGAGUGGGCAGCUGAGGACUGGGAUGCAGGCUCAACCUAGGCGGUCUGGCUAGCUUUUCCUGAAGAUACCCACUGGACCUCCCUGCCCCACAUCCUAACACAGAAUCUCAUCGAGGUCAAAGGGCACCAGAGGAGUGUGAACUGUUGAGAACUUUUCAAUAUUGACUCUUCGGAGCUGCGAUAAUGUAACGGUCAGGAGCACACACUUUGGCUUUCAGCUAUGAUCUUGGCCACAUUACUGAACUUCUGAGCCUUUUUUCUUCACCUGUAUGAUGGGUGUUUCAAUAAGUUAGAUCUCCCAGGAUUAAGAUAAUGUCUGUAAAGCACUUGCAGUGUGCCAGGCUCAGUGCUAAGUGCAGGUCAACUGCUAAGGCUCACAGGCCCCCUUCGCCAGGGGAAGUGGUGCCUGUGCCGGCCCUGAGUUCUCCAGGGGUGAAUCUUUUCCUGGCUUGGCUAUGGAGGAGAGAGGGCUGUUAGUUUUGUUUUAAUUUUUUUCUAUUUUUAUUUUUUAAUCCUCACCUGAGGAUAUGUU